Molecule: messenger RNA, 2936 nt
Organism: Frankliniella occidentalis (western flower thrips)
Lineage: Eukaryota; Metazoa; Arthropoda; Insecta; Thysanoptera; Thripidae
Product: nuclear RNA export factor 1
Exons: 14
Coding region: 131-2065 (644 amino acids)
Biological process (GO): poly(A)+ mRNA export from nucleus
Cellular component (GO): cytoplasm; nucleus
Molecular function (GO): RNA binding; protein binding
Source: RefSeq, a predicted model, not a curated record
CAGUUCGUUCCGUUCCGUGUCCGUGCUUCUCUCCUCGUUGCUCGUUUGCCUACUCGUGCGACGCAAGUUUCUCUCUGUUAUUAUUUUUUCCGCGUAGAAAAGGCCAAUCUAAUUUACGCGAACCACAAAAAUGUCGAAUCGUGGAUCAGGAAGACCGUUUACCAAAAGUUACUACGAACAUGACAACCGAGGAGCUGAAGGACGUACUGGACGAUCUGUGAGCUUCAAGUCUUCAACUGGUGGUAAUCCCAGUCGUGGCGGCAUUAACUCACGCAACAGAAGUAGGAACAAUGGAAAAACUUGGACUAAGCAGAUACAGAACUACUUGACGCAUGAUGGUGAUUAUGAUAUGGGUGGAAAUGGACCAAGAAAUGAUUUCAGUCAUCCAGUUGAUGGAAGAAGAAAGUAUAACAAUAAUAGAAGACGGGGAGGAAAUGGCAGACAACACUCUCCUGCACCUAAUCGCUCCUUCAGACGCUUACCUACCAGUUCAACUUUUUGGUACAAAAUUAUUGUUCCACAUGCUGGAAGAUAUGACAAGAAAUGGUUGAUUGACACAUUAAAUGCAAGUUUAGUCCCUACAACCUUCACACCAAUUGGAUUCCACCAUGAGGCCCAGGGUAAAGAUACAGUUGUCUUUUAUCUUGAUGAUUUUCAAGCAGCUUCAAAACUAAGCAACAUGGAUAAAAGGAUUUCAACUGAAGAUGGGUUUAAACUUAUGGUUUUGGUGCGACCACUAAACAAUCUGAACAUAGUUCUAAAUGAACCGUUGAAGGAGACCAUUAAAACUGUUAUGGCUAAAAGAUUUAGGCCAGAUGUUAAAUCACUUGAUUUGUCCCGUUUUCAUAGUGAUCCAGAGCUGGAAGGCAAAUUUGUGCCUCUAAAUCAAAGGACAGUGUUUUCAUGUGUUCUGUCACUUGUAGUUGAACACUGCCCUUCCUUACAUGCAUUAGAUCUUUCUCACAAUCAGAUUUAUUCACUAGAAGGUGUGAAAACGCUAGUCUCCAAACUUUCCAAUUUACGGAUUCUUCAUUUAGCCAAUAACCAGUUGGAGAAAAUUUCUGGACUAGAUGCUCUGAAAGGGCUUGGAGUCGAAGAACUGCUCAUGACAUCAAAUCCUGUCUGUGGCAAAUAUGCUGAACAAGGAGCUUAUGUCACAGAUGUUAGAAAAAGACUUCCUAAACUCCUUAAAUUGGAUAGUGUAGAUCUGCCACCUCCAAUAUUAUUUGACGUAGAGACUACACAGAUCCCUCCAUCCAGAGGCAGUUAUUUAUGUGCAGAAGAGGGGAAGGACAUAGCUCGCCAGUUUUUGGAACAAUACUAUGCACUUUAUGACAGUGCCAAUAGAGAGCCUUUAAGAGAUGCGUACCAUGCCAGUGCCAUGCUCUCAAUGUCUUGUAACUAUCCAUCUUCUCACAGUCAAGGACCUAAGGAGAAAGCCAUGUUACAUGCAUACAAGUCUAAUAAUCGAAAUCUGAAACAAGUGAUGGAUUUAGACCGUCGUGUUCGAUUGCUUAUGUGUGGCCAUGAAGAAAUCAUGAAGCAUCUAUGUAGUCUGCCUGCAAGUCAACAUGAUCCAAAUUCUUUUGCCGUUGACUUACUUCUUUACACUCCACAACUUAUACAACUCUGUGUUUGUGGAGUUUUCCGUGAAGCUCGUGGUACUGCCCAUUCACCUAUGCGAGCAUUCAGCAGAAGUCUCAUCAUAGUUCCUCAAGGUCAAGGUUUCUGUAUUGUUAAUGAAACAAUAACAGUAACCAAUGCUACAAGUGCUCAGGCCAAUGCUGCUUUCAAGACCAGCCUUGUACCAGUUGCUCCAGCACCAUUAGUAUCAGCACCUGUUGUUCCACUGGUGCCUGUGCCUGUAUCACCAGUGGGUAUUGUAAAUCAAGAUUUAGAAGCCAAACGUCAAAUGGUUGAACAUGUUGUCAGAACUACUGGUAUGAACCUCAUAUGGUCAGAAAAAUGCUUAUUAGAAUCAAACUGGAAUUUGGAGCAGGCUUUGUUUGCAUUCGCAGAAUACCACAGACAAGGAAGUAUACCUGAAGAAGCCUUUGCACGUUGAUCUCGUCUUAACUCUUAUGUUAGAAAAUGUAAAUACCUAUUACUCAAUACAACUGUCAAAGGUACACAUAAGUUUACCAUAAGUUGGUUUUAUGUAUGUUAAAUGUUAAAAACGAACAUAAAUCAUGGAAAAGUUAUGUUAAAGAUAACCCAAUUGGACUUCAUUGAAAUAAAAAAAAUACCAAUGUUUGUGAAAUCAUAUCUGAUAACUAAUUUCUGACUUGCCAAAUAUGCUAAUUGUUACUACACAGUAUAAUUUCAGAGAAAUGUUUUGAAACCAUUCAAUGGUUUCUUUUUCAGUUUUUGAUUAAGUGGGAGAUUUUCAUUGUGUUUGUGAUGAUCUCCGGCACAUCAUCUAGCUCACCUCUCUUUUUCUCAACAUGAGAAUGCUAUUAAUCAUCAAGACUUUAGCUUCAGUUUUGUUUUUAUUAUUUAAUUCUUUUUAUUUCUUACAUUUUUGUCAGAACUGAACUAUUUACUGUUGCAUACUGGUUACUGUACAAAUUUGAUCACAGACUCUGUUGCUUUAAAUGUGUUCGAUUGUUGUCUCUUCAUUGACAAUAUCAAGAAACGUCUUCAGUGAUUUCAAACUUUAUUUAAAUCCAAGUUAUUGUAUACACAAGAUUUUCCAAAUGCUUAAAUAUUUCAAAUACAGGUACAGUCAACCUUGGUAUACGUCUUGGAGGUGACUGUUUGUGAUCUUUUGUGUUUCAUGCCCAAUGUUAUUUAUUUCUCGUAAUGUCAAUUGUAUGAAUUGGAGCUGCCUUUAAAAUUUAUUUGCUAUGUUUAGUGCUGAGGCGUUAACUUCAAACCUUAGGAUUAGAGUUUUUUUAACUUUCUUAUUUUCAUAAAUAUAUGUCUAAGACUGGAAA